This is a messenger RNA of Chara braunii, 1926 nucleotides long. The record is from the annotation of a GenBank genome assembly. Lineage: Eukaryota; Viridiplantae; Streptophyta; Charophyceae; Charales; Characeae.
UGGAGCCCGCAGUUCAUGACCUCAUCCGAGAGUACCACGACGUUUUCCCAUCGUCGUUCUCGUAACGCGACAUCCCACCGAUGCGUGACGUCGAGCACUCCAUUCAGCUUGUGCCUGACUAUCGUGUUCACCACCAGGCACCCUACAGACUCUCGAUCCCUGAGGCCACCGAACUCAAGCGUCAGCUUGAGGAGCUCCUGAGACUGGGUUUCAUUAAACCUAGCAACUCCCCGUGGGGUGCACCCAUCCUCUUUGCUCGCAAAGCGGAUGAAACUCUUCGUCUCUGCAUCGACUACCGCGGUCUCAACCGCUACACGGUUAAGAACAGCUACCCCAUGUCUCGUUCCGAUGAGUUGUUCGACCGCCUAGCAGGCAACCGCUUCUUUACGAAGAUCGAUCUUCGUAGCGGUUACCAUCAGAUCCGCGUCGCUGCAGCCGACCAGCCGAAGACAGCGUUCCAAUCGCGAUUCGGCCACUACGAGUUCACGGUGAUGCCAUUCGGCCUCACCAACGCACCCGCUACCUUCCAGAGGGCGAUGAAUGACAUCUUCAGGAACAUCCUGGAGCAGUACGUUCUCGUCUACCUCGACGAUAUUCUGGUCUAUAGUCGUACCCUUGAGGAGCACCUCAGACACCUCCGCGACGUCCUUGACCGCUUGCGCAGACAUGGCUUAUACGCCAAGCUGAGCAAGUGCCGCUUUGCCCAGCACAAAGUACAUUUCUUAGGACACUACGUGUCUGACCAGGGUCUCCACAUGGACGACGCGAAGAUCACUGCUAUUGCGGAGUGGCCCGCCCCCACAUCCGCCAAGCAGCUUCGCACCUUCCUAGGCCUGACCAGCUACUAUAGUAAUUUUAUCCGGGGAUACGCUAGGUAUUCCUACGUCCUUACCUCCACCCUCCUCCGGAAGAACCCACCUUGGGCUUGGACACCCCUCCACGAGGACGCCUUCCGCGCCCUCAAGAAGGCCGUGACUUGCGCACCGGUUCUUCACCUACCCGAUUUCGAUCGCCCUUUUAUCCUUACCACCGAUGCGUCAAACUUUGCUGUAGGAGCAGUGCUUUCUCAGGUCUUCCCCUCCUCUCCUGAUUCCUCUCAUCCUCGUAUCCCUCGCUUUCCACCACCUACCCCUACCACCGCUUUCCGACUGACGCCUACUCGUCCAGCUACUGACGAGCCUUCUAUUGACUAUUCUCCUACCAUCGCCGAGGACGGCACUGUCGAGUCUCGCUCAGGUGAUUGUCCGAUAGCCUUCUACUCCCGUCAGCUCCUGCCCGCCGAGAUAAACUACACUGCURAUGAACGUGAGCUACGUGUCCGAGCAGUGGCAGAGUUCCAUGACCAGGCAGCCGCCGGUCAUAUGGGCUUCCACAAGACGUUGGCUCGUGUGAGCCGCCCGUACGUCUAUCUGAAGCGCAAGGACUUUGUGAAGGACUACGUCGCAGAGUGUCCCACCUGUCAGGAGGUGAACAGUGUGAACCACCUACCUUAUGGUUUGCUCCAGCCUCUCCCUAUCCCUGAGGGUCGUUGGCAGUCCAUCUCGAUGGACUUUAUUGGUCCUCUUCGACCUCCGACCCCCCGCGGUCAUGAUGCUAUCCUGGUCAUCGUCGACCGCUUCACGAAGCGUGCACGAUUUGUUCCGUGCCGCUAUGCUAUCAGUGCACUUGAGGUCGCCGACAUCGUGUUUGACCGAGUCGUGCGCGACCACGACUUACCUCUCAGCAUCAUAUCUGACCGUGACCCGCGCUUUACCAGCCGAUUCUGGCGACGGCUCCACGAGGUAUACGACACUCAGCUCCGCUUCUCCUCGUCUUACCAUCCUCAGACUGAUGGUCAGACCGAGAUCACGAACAGGACUCUCGGAGAUAUUCUCUGAAAGAUUGUUCAUGACGACCAGCAGUGGGACCUCCAUCUUGCCCACGCGA